Molecule: messenger RNA, 878 nt
Organism: Cynocephalus volans (Philippine flying lemur)
Lineage: Eukaryota; Metazoa; Chordata; Mammalia; Dermoptera; Cynocephalidae
Gene: RNF7
Product: ring finger protein 7
Exons: 3
Coding region: 102-443 (113 amino acids)
Biological process (GO): protein ubiquitination; ubiquitin-dependent protein catabolic process
Cellular component (GO): nucleus; Cul5-RING ubiquitin ligase complex
Molecular function (GO): cullin family protein binding; zinc ion binding; ubiquitin protein ligase activity
Source: RefSeq, a predicted model, not a curated record
CUGCGGGCGGCGCUGUGGCCCGUCGGGCGGCCCCACGGAGCAGCCGUAGCCGCCCGCCUCCCCCGACCCAACGUCUCCGCCGCCGGCUCCGCGCCGCCGCCAUGGCCGACGUGGAAGACGGCGAGGAGCCCUGCACCCUGUCCUCUCACUCCGGGAGCGCCGGCUCCAAAUCGGGGGUCGACAAAAUGUUCUCUCUAAAGAAGUGGAACGCCGUGGCCAUGUGGAGCUGGGACGUGGAGUGCGAUACGUGCGCUAUCUGCAGGGUCCAGGUGAUGGAUGCCUGUCUUAGAUGUCAAGCUGAAAACAAACAAGAGGAUUGUGUUGUGGUCUGGGGAGAAUGUAAUCAUUCCUUCCACAACUGCUGCAUGUCCCUGUGGGUGAAACAGAACAAUCGCUGCCCUCUCUGCCAGCAGGACUGGGUGGUCCAAAGAAUCGGCAAAUGAAAGUGGUAGAAGGCUCUCUUAGUGCAGUUGUUCCGAGCCCUGGUGAAUCUUGUUAUCAAGUGCCCUAUAAAGGUUAGAACACUCCCAGGGGAUUAAUUCUUCAAAUAGGAGGCGAUGGAUCUGUAGUCCUUUGGGACUUAUCAAAGGCACAGUUUAGCAUUUUGUCAGUUUUCUUUUCAGAAAUUCUGUACAAUCAAGAAGGUAAUUUAUUAAAGAUUGUCUUUCCUACCUCUGUAGUGUGUGUCAUACACACUGCUUAGAAGUGCUGUAAAAAAAAGGAGAGAACUCCAAAUUGAAUGACCUUUAUAAUUUACCAUUGACAUAAAGGGGCUGUGGAAGCAGUUCCAUUCAGAGAAGUUUUUGCAUGCUUAUGACUGAUCAGUUUUUAAAAAAGAGAAUGUUAUAGUAACAAAUAAAGUACAGUUUAAAAUCCAA